Molecule: messenger RNA, 388 nt
Organism: Funneliformis geosporum
Lineage: Eukaryota; Fungi; Glomeromycota; Glomeromycetes; Glomerales; Glomeraceae
Source: the annotation of a GenBank genome assembly
AAAAGUUAGAUUAUUGCCUCUGCUUAAACCACCUCCAUAUUUGAUGAAUCUCUAUACUUCAUCAGAAUCUGAAGCUAAUUCUUUUCGUAAAAAUGUUAGAAGUUAUAACAGUUUAUUAGCUUACACAUCAUUUGGUGCUAAUGUAAAUGAUGAAUUUCAAAGUAAAGGAAUAUCUAAUUUCAGCAUUCAUAAUCAAGUUUAUCAUCUUAUUGGACCAUUAUUACCAGAAAAAGGACAAGUACUUAGAUUUGCUCAACUAUAUAUAUAUGAUACUGAACAUGAAAUUAGAAAUCAUCUUAAUCUUAUGCAAAAUUUAGAUGUAACAAUUCUAAAAAACUUACAAAAUAUGCUUGACAUAAUCAAUCCUUAUAUUCAUAUUUUUCGAUAA